CAUUCGCGACUUGACAAUCGGCGUGCGAUUCUGCGGGUUCCCGAGUCGAGCAUCAGCCGUGCCGGAAUUACGUAAGAAAUCGUACUUUUCGAGGUGGCGUCGUCGUGAAAUGUUGCAUAAAUUCGUCCGUGCUUAAAUCAGUCGUUAAUUCUUCCGUCGCAACCAAUCCGCCACGAUGCUGAGCCUGAAGUCGAUCUCGAAGAUCAAGCCCUGCGCGAACCUGGAGGUCGGGACGCUGUUGAAGCUGCUCCCGGCGUCGGCCCACCAGGCCCGGACCUACGCCGACCAUGUCAUCCCCGAGCGGCUCAAGGACAUGCCCCAGAACGCCAACCCGCGCUUCUUCGACAUGGUGGAGUACUUCUUCCACCGGGCGUGCGUGCUGGUGGAGGACAAGCUCGUGGAGGACUUGGCCAAGGUCAAAGGGAGCCGGUUGAACUUGGACCAGCGGAAAGCGAAAGUUAAGGGAAUCUUGACGCUGAUGGAGCAGUGCGACCAGAUCCUGGAGGUGGCGUUCCCGAUCAGGAGGGACAACGGGGAGUACCAGAUCAUCACGGGGUACAGGGCGCAGCACAGCACCCACAGGACUCCGUGCAAAGGCGGCAUCCGCUACUCUCUCGACGUCAGCCGCGACGAAGUCAAAGCCUUAUCCGCCCUAAUGACCUUCAAAUGCGCCUGCGUCGACGUGCCCUUCGGCGGCGGCAAAGCCGGCAUCAAGAUCAACCCGAAAGAGUACUCCGAGCACGAACUCGAAAAAAUCACGCGCCGAUUCGCCCUCGAAUUGGCCAAGAAAGGGUUCAUCGGGCCCAGCAUCGACGUCCCGGCGCCCGACAUGGGUACCGGCGAACGUGAGAUGUCCUGGAUCGCCGACACCUACUCCAAAACCAUCGGGUACCAAGACAUCAACAACCACGCCUGCGUCACGGGGAAACCCAUCAACCAGGGUGGCAUCCACGGGCGAGUGUCGGCCACCGGAAGAGGGGUCUUCCACGGUCUGGACAACUUCAUCAACGAGGCGGCGUACAUGAGCAUGUGCGGCACGACGCCGGGCUGGGGCGGCAAGACCUUCAUCGUCCAAGGGUUCGGUAACGUGGGGCUGCACACGAUGCGGUACUUGCACAGGGCUGGAGCGAGGUGCAUAGGAGUCCUGGAGCACGACGGGUCCAUUUACAACCCGCAAGGAUUCGACCCUAAGGACUUGGAGGACUACCGCAUGACCAACGGUACGAUUGUGGGCUUCCCGGGGGCUGAAGCUAAAGAAGGCAACAGUUUGUUGUACGAAGAGUGCGAUAUUCUAGUGCCGGCAGCCACUGAGAAAGUCAUCAACAAAGAGAACGCGCACCAAAUCAGAGCCAAGAUCAUUGCUGAAGCUGCCAACGGACCAACAACACCAGCAGCCGAUUCGAUCCUAUUGGAGAAGAAUAUCUUAGUAAUCCCGGAUUUGUACAUCAACGCGGGUGGUGUGACGGUGUCGUUCUUCGAGUGGUUGAAGAACAUCAACCACGUGUCGUACGGAAGACUUACCUUCAAGUAUGAACGGGACUCCAACUACUAUCUUUUGCAGUCGGUGCAGGAGUCUUUGGAACGUAGAUUCGGAAGCGUGGGCGGCAAAAUCCCCGUCACACCUUCGGAGUCCUUCAGCAAGAGAAUAGCAGGUGCUUCCGAGAAGGAUAUUGUGCAUUCUGGGUUAGACUACACCAUGGAAAGGUCGGCAAAGGCCAUCAUGCGAACCGCCAUGAAGUUCAACCUAGGCUUGGACUUACGAUCAGCCGCUUAUAUCAACUCAGUCGAGAAAAUCUUCACCACGUACUCAGAAGCUGGCCUUACGUUCUAAACGUUCUCCGAUACCUUAAGAACUUUACCAGUAUUUAUGAUCGCGUAUUGUUUCACUCACUCGUAUUUUAUGUACAUAAUACUACUUACACCAUUUGUUAUUGAUUUAUCUCAAUAAAAUUCUGAUAAAGUCA
Messenger RNA from Zophobas morio, 1964 nucleotides. Its product is annotated as glutamate dehydrogenase, mitochondrial-like. The transcript has 6 exons. Lineage: Eukaryota; Metazoa; Arthropoda; Insecta; Coleoptera; Tenebrionidae. Bases 176 to 1831 code for a protein of 551 amino acids. Gene Ontology annotation, cellular component: mitochondrion. Gene Ontology annotation, molecular function: L-glutamate dehydrogenase (NAD+) activity. Gene Ontology annotation, biological process: L-glutamate catabolic process. The record is from RefSeq and is a predicted model, not a curated record.